CAGACACUGAAGCCAGGAGGGAGAGAGAAAUAACCAAAACAUGUCUGUCUGAGGGAAAUGGACACAGCCAAAUCCAGUCAUCCAUCAAAAAGACCGGAACUAAGCAAUGUCAUGGCCCCAGAGGAAACUGCCCCUGGUGACAAAAAAGAAAGACAGCGAGAGGAAGAGAAAGAAACAGACAUUAACACCCCGGAUGUAUUCUAUGCAGUAAUAUCAUCCAGCCAACGGAGGGCACAAGAGAAACACAAAUACAAUACUGUAGGCUAUCAGAAAAAGAAGCAGAGGGCGGCUGUGGACUUUUCUACAGUGAGCAAGGUAACAUCUACUGGUGUCAAGACCAGAGGUGCAUUAAUGCAGGUGUUUUUCAGCCAGGGAGUGUCUGACAAAAAUUCCACACAUGAGGAUCGAUCAGGUGGCAUACAGGGACAGGUGGAUACACUGAAGCAGGUUCUGGACUCUUUUAAUGUACCUGCUGACCUGAGGUGGAUGUGGGGGGAGGGAUGUACUGAAAGAGCACUGGAACAGACCUGGACUGAUAUAGUGUGCUCCUAUGAGUCUAUGUCGAAAACCCAGAGACACCAGCAGGAGGCGCUGUGGGAACUGCUUAAUACUGAGCUCACCUACAUCAACAAACUAAAUAUUGCCAAAGACCUUGUGCUGGCUGCACUGUCACACUGCCAUGGAUACGGAUUCCUUCAAGAAGUCACACCCACAAUGCUCUUUUCCAAUCUUCCCUCUAUCCUUGAUGCACAUUGUAUCUUUUGGCAGGAAGUGAUGUAUCCAAUGUUACAAGAGGUCCGUCUCACUGGUCGACCUUUUGACCCCAUGAAACUUGAGGCAGGAUGUUUACAGUUUCCUGAACGUUUUUCUGCAUACUUUGAAUACUGUUGGGAAGAGGAGAGAAAUGUUGUGUUUACACGCAGACAGCUUGACACAAACCCACAAUUUCACACAUAUCUUACGUGGGUGGAAAAUCACCCGCAGUGUGGGCGAAUGAGGCUGGGCGAUAUACAGGCUAAACCUCACCAAAGAAUUACCAAAUACCCCCUUCUGCUAAAAGCUGUUUUGAAGACCACAGAAGACCUCCCCAUCCAAAAUGCACUUCAGAGAAUGUUGAACAGUGUCAAUAAUUUUCUGGAAUCAAUCAAUGACUACCUACAAAUUAAAGACGAUGAACUUUCCCUUUCUGUUGCUGCUCAAAGAAUAGAGGGAUACCAAAUAGAAGGUUUGAGUGAAGAAAUAGACAAGCAUGUUCGAGAGAACUGCUGCUUUGAUCUGAGGAGCCCAAUGAGGGGGGUGGGGCCAAAGGUCAUACGGAAGCAGUUAUUGGAAGAAACUUUGAAGGUCAGAGGAAGGAAGGACAUUAAGGAGCUUGUGGUCUUGCUCUUCACUGAUGUGCUGUUGAUGACUAAAACUCAGAAGAAAUCCGACAAGCUGAAAGUAGUGCGCCCCCCUCUGCCUCUGGAGAGGAUAGACUGCAUUGAGCUGAAAGAUGGCUAUUCAUUUGUGCUGGUGGAGGUUGGUGAUCUGGGUUGUGCUGUCAGUGUAUACUGUCUGUCCACACCCAGCCCAGACAGCUGCUCGUCAUGGGUGUCUGCUCUGCGUGAGGCUCAGACUGCCCUAGACACCCUGAGGAAAAAUAAUUCAAACAAAACAUUGAAGACAACAAAUGAGACCGAGUCAAAUGGAUUAGAAAGACCUCUCACUCAUGACGAACGGACCACUACAGUCAAGGAGGAUUCCAGUAGCCAAUCAGAAUGUGAUAGUGAUUCUCUCUCAUUGAAUGCACCUUAUUUGAAACAAAUUAACAGCAUCUCUGAUUAUAGAACACAAAAAUUAGUGAAUGUAGAGCAAGCAAAAGUUCAACAGAGCUCUGCUCUAAUUGGUCAACAGAAUGGUCAAAGCCAAUCCGCUCAUGGAGGAGUUGCAAAAAAGAAUGAAAGUGGACUGAAGGGAACCGAAGGGAGAAACAGAAAAAAUAGCAAUGGGAAGCAAUGGGAAGACAGAGAUGCUACAUUUAAGAAAAUUACAGAGAGGCGAGUCACAUGGAACUCUAGGGACAUUACACAACAGGACUUAUUUGUGAAAAACCAGUCAAAUGGAACACACUCUUUGUUGACAGGUGGACAUACUGAGAAAAAUGGUACUUCUAGCCAAUCCACACCAAGCACUUCUUUAUCAAACAAGUCUCUUUUAAGUCAAACACAGUAUGAGGUCAUAGUAGAAAAAGACCUAGAUGGAUCGCAAGACCAAGAAACCAGGAGGGAAUCUUUGUAUAGCCUAUCAGAGGAUGGUGAUGGGUUUCUCACAGAAUCAGGCAGGUUCUCCAGGAAGUUGAAAUCUCCCAGGUUACGUAGGAAGCGUCCGAUUAAUUCACAACCUUCUGUCCCACCUGAGAGCUUCAGGAUGGUUUCAGGUGGGGAUGGAUCAUUGGAAUUUACUUCCAAAACAAACUCUGAUGACAACAAGCGAAGGGCUUCCAACCCUUUCAUUAAACACCAGGAUACCCACCGAGUCUUAAAGCUGGGAUCUUUAAAGAACAACCACAGCAUUCUUUGGCAUGUGCCUGAAAUGAGGUCAUCACCAGACCUACAGACACUCUUAGAGCCUGAGCAAACAGAUGAAGGGAACCUUCAAACGAAACCCAAACUGAAGGGACAGAGGAGUGCCUCCAUCCCAGAGCUCUCUCCCUUCCUGCCUGACCACAGACUCAGCCCCUCACCACCACCUGGUUUGGACCCCCAACUUCACCCGUCUCCUCUCCAGGAUCUGCUGCAGAAAGCAAAGGAGCGGGGAAAGGAACGUGGAUUUCGAAAAAGAGAGGGAAAGGCAAAAGGUACAACUUUUUCUCUCCAAAAUUCUCCAACAAUCUCACCCUCUUCAUCACUGUCAGCCAGUGAAUAUGAGAGAGAGGUAGAGGGAGAGGAAUCACAAGUACACAGAACGAUUUCUGCAUGGGGAUGGAGAGAGAGAAAUGUGGAUGGAUAUGAGAAGAGGACGAAAGAGAGCAAUAAUUCCUCAGAGGGCAUCAGUGUGGACUGGCCAGGCUGGUGUUUUGAUGACGAGGAGGUUUCUGACUUUCAGGAUUUUGAUGAUGAAGACUGGUUUGAACAGACCACAAAUGAGCACCGGAGAUCAGAGCCGAAGAGAUCCGGGAGACAGGAUGAAGGAGAAUGCAGUGAGGUGUAGUUAUGCCUGUACUAAAAGUGGAGAUCUAGUGUACUCAGCUCUUUUGACUUGUAAAUGUGUAGAGGGGAGCAGAGUUGUGUUUAAAGCAGUGUAUAAAAAAUAAUGCAUAUUCUGUAAUGUUCUUUUAUAUAUAUAUUGUGGUAUGAAAAAUUGUAAUCAUGGUCAAAUAGCAAUAUAUAUAUUAAUAUUACAUUCAUUCUUAUAUCUAAAGCUUGCACAUUUUUUACAAAAUGUUAUCUAUAGUUAGAAAUAUGUGUGCUUAUAUGUAUUUGUGUACACAAUGCUUUCUCUUUUUGUCUGUAUAUUAUUUUACAAUGUAUAGCUAUUUUAAAACACCUGAAUUUUAUGUUCAUAACUUGUAUCUACUGUGCACAA
This is a messenger RNA of Myxocyprinus asiaticus (Chinese sucker), 3564 nucleotides long. RefSeq lists its product as uncharacterized. The record is from RefSeq and is a predicted model, not a curated record. Gene Ontology annotation, cellular component: plasma membrane; endocytic vesicle; axon. Gene Ontology annotation, biological process: Rho protein signal transduction; endothelial cell migration. Lineage: Eukaryota; Metazoa; Chordata; Actinopteri; Cypriniformes; Catostomidae. Gene Ontology annotation, molecular function: guanyl-nucleotide exchange factor activity. The transcript is spliced from 15 exons. Bases 58 to 3189 code for a protein of 1043 amino acids.